CAACUGUACAUUCACAUUUCCAUACCCUGUACUUUCAAGCUACAUGGGAGUUCUCCAUACUCAGGUAAACACACGUUUCAUGAUUCAUUGCCACAAAUUACCUUCACUUGCUUCACAUCGAUGACGUCCACCUACUUGACGGCCAAGCCACUCUCACGGCGAACGACCACUUCAGCAAGUGAUGAAUCCCCAACAACCCCACCGUUCUCUUCCUGUGUCAUUUUAACGAGUGGGGUUCCAUAUGGGAGGCCAGGCGCUGAGUUGUAAACAGAGUGCACCCCCCAUCAACUGUCAGUGUUCAGCAUAGGAAUCUUCCUUUAUCGCUCCAUGUUCCACCACCCUCAACGUCCACCGCACAUUCUUAUUUAAGCCGCUUCGUUCACUGAGUUCUGAUUUGUGUUUGCGCUUCAUGUUCUCCUCAAUACCACUGCUCAAAUGAAC
Molecule: messenger RNA, 441 nt
Organism: Cantharellus anzutake
Lineage: Eukaryota; Fungi; Basidiomycota; Agaricomycetes; Cantharellales; Hydnaceae
Exons: 2
Source: RefSeq, a predicted model, not a curated record